This is a messenger RNA of Acaulospora colombiana, 734 nucleotides long. The record is from the annotation of a GenBank genome assembly. Lineage: Eukaryota; Fungi; Glomeromycota; Glomeromycetes; Diversisporales; Acaulosporaceae.
AUGCCUCCUUCCAGUUCCAAGUCGGGUCAAGAACCGAGCGUGACCUACGAGUCAAAACCUCCAGAAUGGACAGUUCCAGCGACUAGAAAUGGAGAUUUGGGCUAUCACGGGUUUUAUCCGCCGCGGCCUGGACAAGAUGAAGAGCUCUUGACGGACAACACAAUUCUCUUUGGAUACUCGGAACCUUCUUUUGUUGCGGGUACCGAUGCAUUUGGUGGCGUGUUUAAACAAAAUGGAAAAAAUGGGCUGGAUUCCCUACGAGAUAUCAUGGAACGAGUGCUCACCAAACGAGCAGAGCUGCAUGCUGUCGUCGAACCCAACACGUUUAAAUAUCCCUCUCGUGUUACUCUUGUUGGAGAUAAAAAGACGAGUUGGUAUGCCGACCUCGCCAACCCCGAAGUUCCUCUCCACACGAUUCCAAAGUCCACCCUCACCAGCCCCAAAAACAGCGAGACGCUGGAUUUGCUCUACUCUAUGAAGACACCGGUCGACAGAGCCGCCUGGUAUAUUGGUAAUCUAGGUGCCAUCGAUACCGUAAGACGAUCCCUUUACAUUCAACCUUGUUCUAAGCUUCUGUUUAGCUUGGAAACCGUAAAGAAACUGCUCGUGGACAUUGCCAUGCCCAAUCCCCUCAAGAGCGGAGUGAACCGGGUCAACAUUAUCCAAGUUUUCAAAAAGUCGAAACUCAACGAUCCCGAAUGGAAAGAGGCUUGGGUGGCAAAAUAUGCCUGGUC